Messenger RNA from Anopheles gambiae (African malaria mosquito), 2301 nucleotides. RefSeq lists its product as uncharacterized. The record is from RefSeq and is a predicted model, not a curated record. The coding region runs from base 1429 to 2301 and encodes 290 amino acids. NCBI's taxonomy places the organism in Eukaryota, Metazoa, Arthropoda, Insecta, Diptera, Culicidae. The transcript is spliced from 3 exons.
GCACGUGUACAUCUUGGCUUAUACGUCGUGGCUUUGUGAUGAGCGGGUCGAUCCGAACUUACCGGGUCAGAGUCAUCCGUAAGUGACCAGUAGUCGUUCCGGUCGACUCGAAAGGUACAAGUAGGUAAAGUAGGCCCAAGCACCGGGUCGGAAAUGCUUAUACUUUUACGUACCUACUGAUUACUGCAACCAUGGUUCGGGAUCGAUUCCGUGAGACUCCGGAUCGUAUCGUAAAAUUAAUCGUCAAGUAUAGCUGAACCCACGAGAGCAGUAAAGGAUAGUUAACACUUUUGUUAGAAACCCGGUUAUGAAUGCCCGCCUGGCUGGAGGAAUUCAAGCGAGACCACCAUACAAUGCAUGCAUAAAUUAUAUGAUGACAUAACAUAAACGAUAAAAUUUCGUUAUGAGCGUGAUUAUUACAAUCUAAAUUAAUAAUUUAAUUAAUUAAUUAAUUAAUUAAGCCUGUCUCGUGGUACAGUCGUCAACUCGUACGACUUAACAACAUGCUCGUCAUGGGUUCAAGCCCCAAAUAGACCGUGCCGCCAUACGUAACACUGACUAUCCUGCUAUGGGGGGUUAUCCAAAAGUCACUGAAAGCCAACACGACAAGUGGUACAGCCAGGCCUUGAUCGACACCGGUUGUUGAGUCAAAAGAAAAAAAAAUAGUUCGAUCUGGACCAGUCAUAUGGUUAACUUUUAAUAAAUAAUUUGAAAUUUAACAAACCCUGUUUUCCAUACAAACGCAUGCUUUUAAAUUGAACUGUCAACCAAGUAUCAAGUGUUCAAUUAAAAAGCAUGCCAACGAAUAAGCGUUGAACUACAGUCAGAAUUCAAUAGUUUGUAUCAGAAUACCGGUUUUUUUUUUAAUUUCACAAAAAUCUCAUGGCCUGCCGAGAAAAAUUUCAUUUUUUUGUAUGGAAAAACGUGCCGACUAAAAAGCACAUACUCAAUAGUUGGCAUGGAAUCGAAGUUCAACCAAUGAGUUCAGAUUGUUCUGUUAAUUUGUUCUUUUGAUCAAAUAGCCAUUGCCCAAGAGAAAUGUAAUAAUAAUUUUCUUUACCUGUGUAUCUGCAUAAUGGUGUUGCUAAAAAUCAAAGUAUUACCCUGGUUUAUACAAGGAUUCAAUGGGUAAAUAUCUAAACAUUACACCUGCUAGUGUUUAUCCUGUUACAUAAGUACCUUAAAAUAAAGGUACUAAAUAGUCCGUUACAUAAGAAAAUUGAAAAUCCUACCUCUUUUCUGUCUUAUAAAAACCCGCGCAAUUUAUGUUUGUGUCAAUACGAUUCGGGCAGUCGUUUCACUCGGUGUUGUUAUGCGUGCUCUGUACAGUUAUAAAUUUUGUGCAAUACUGUUAUAAUACAAGUGCAGAAUAAUACAAGUGUAUAUUUUAAAUAUUCAACGUGCCGUGAAUUUCACUCAAUCACGACAAUGUCGGCCAAAGACAAGCGCAAGUCAGGAUCCACGUAUAGAUCCAUAGAAGUCAAUAAUAAAAAGCUUGAUGCUGAAUUGUUUGGAGAGAGUAGUGAAGCUGGGCCAAGUAAUAUUCAGACAGCUACGUCAAAUGUAGAGUUCAGUGAACACCCGCAUUGUGAGAACCAUCCUUGUCCAUUUGAUGAAUACAUCUUGCAAGAAGAAUACGUCAGUGAUUGGGUUACUAUCGAUGCAUUCGACGAUAUGGAAGUAUAUGAAGAGGUCAACGAAGAUUACGAUGAAGCUGAGGAAACUAUACACAGUACACAAGAGUCUCAACACGAGGAGGAACCAUUUGAUGAGCUUAUUCGAAAUUGGGCAUUAAAAACAUACCAAACACAUCAAGCGCUAAAUGGACUAUUAGAAAUUUUACGUAAAAAAACGGACUACCAACUGCCGAAAGAUGCUCGCACGUUGCUUAGGACAAGGCAAUGUGGAAAAGAAACGUACCCUAUAGCAGGGGGAGAAUUUUGGUUCCCUGGGGUACGAUCGGUUCUCAAGGAUCACUUUCGCGAUGUACCACCAAGAGUCAGCAAAUUUUCGUUGAACUUUUCGAUUGAUGGACUUCCACUGCACAAGAGCACUCGAAAACAGUUUUGGCCCAUAUUAAUGAGCAUACAAGAAAUGCCGGAAGUUCCAGUAUUGAUGGUUGGCAACUUUUUUGGUGAAUCGAAACCAAAGAGUGUUGAGGAAUAUCUGCGUCCGCUAGUCGACGAGCUAAAUGGGUUGAUGGAUAAUGGCAUUGUAAUAGCCAAUAAGCCAAUCGAAAUACACGUUAGAGCUUUCAUCGCGGACUCACCAGCACGAGCAUUCAUAAAAGGUAAAUUAUAA